Messenger RNA from Aspergillus novofumigatus IBT 16806, 1223 nucleotides. RefSeq names its product Zn(II)2Cys6 transcription factor. The record is from RefSeq and is a predicted model, not a curated record. Gene Ontology annotation, molecular function: DNA-binding transcription factor activity, RNA polymerase II-specific; zinc ion binding. Lineage: Eukaryota; Fungi; Ascomycota; Eurotiomycetes; Eurotiales; Aspergillaceae. Gene Ontology annotation, biological process: regulation of transcription by RNA polymerase II. The transcript has 3 exons. Bases 21 to 1223 code for a protein of 400 amino acids.
UCUAUCGCCGCCACCUCAGGAUGGAAACUGAGCAAGGCCGUCGGAUACGCGCGCGUAGAACCCAUCAGAAAUCCAGACUAGGGUGCAAGACCUGUAAAAAGCGACGAGUCAAGUGCGAUGAGAAAAAGCCCACCUGCACCAAUUGUCGCCAGCAUGCAGUCAUCUGUGAUUAUGCCACUGAAUCGGCUGCACCAUCGCGGCCUUCGCGUCGACAAUAUCGCUUCAGACAGUCCAAAUACGAAGUCCAGAUAGACUCACCGAUGACCACAGACACCAGCGUACAGUCGUCCACAGACCUGCACCUCUUCCAUCACUUUGUCACCUCCGCCGCCAGCACAGCAACCGAAGGCCACGACCCCAAACACCUCUGGGACAUCCACGUCCCACAAUGGGGCUUUGCCUUCCCCUCCAUCCUGCAUCUCAUCCUCGCGUUCUCCGCCCUCCACCUGGCGCACCAGCACCCGGCCCUGCGCGCCCAGUACCUGAGCCAAGCAGACGCCCAUUUCACCUUCGGCGUCCGAUCCGUGACCACCGUGCUGGCCAGCCUGAACGAGGACAACUGCCAGUACAUCUACAUCUCAGCCGUGCUGAUCUGCCUCGUGUACUUCGGGCAUGGUCCGCGCACAGGCGAGUUCCUCGUGUUCAGUGAGACAGGGCAGGCGGAGUGGCUUGUUCUCAUGCGCGGGGUGAAAUCGAUUCUGGAGUCGAGGCGUGCGGAGAUCUUUUCGGGGGUGUUGGAGCCUGAGGCGCUGGAGGGGGAGGCUCAGGUUAGCGAGGAGCUGGCGGAGGAGCUGGAAAGGCAUAAGGGGCGGAUUAGGGAUGUACAGGCUUUGAUCCGUGCGGAGACGGAUGACCCAGCAUUCAAAGAGAUGUACGAUUCUGCUCUGGAUAGUCUGCAAGGGGUUUUUGACGAGGUGUAUCGGAUGAGAGCGGCCGGGAAGCAUGGGGUGAAUCUGAUGCACCUGGUUAUUGGGUGGUUAUACCGGCUUCCGGAAGGGUUUGUUGGCUGGCUAGAGGCGAAGGACCCGCUUGCGCUGGCUGUCCUGGCGUACUGGACUAUUCUUCUCAAGCACAUGCAGUCCUCGUGGCUGAUGACGGGGUGGCAUGAGCAUGUUCUGGCGGGGAUCCACGCUUCUUUGCCAGAGGAGUAUCGGCGCUGGAUUCGGUGGCCGGUCGAGUGUAUUUUCGGGGAUAGGCAACCUGUUAUCGCUGAGCUUUCAUAG